Molecule: messenger RNA, 3900 nt
Organism: Aspergillus aculeatinus CBS 121060
Lineage: Eukaryota; Fungi; Ascomycota; Eurotiomycetes; Eurotiales; Aspergillaceae
Product: putative 5-oxoprolinase
Exons: 8
Coding region: 1-3900 (1299 amino acids)
Biological process (GO): glutathione metabolic process
Cellular component (GO): cytosol
Molecular function (GO): 5-oxoprolinase (ATP-hydrolyzing) activity
Source: RefSeq, a predicted model, not a curated record
AUGCCCACAAGCACAGACACGAAGCCACUGCGCAUCUCAAUCGAUCGAGGCGGGACCUUUACGGAUUGUAUUUGCAAAGUCGAGGGUGGGGAGGAUAUUGUCGCCAAAAUCCUGUCGGUGGAUCCGAAGAACUAUGCGGAUGCGCCGACCGAGGCAAUCCGUCGCGUCCUCGAGAAAUACUACAAGUCCUCCAUUCCGCGAGGAACAGAGCUCGACCUGAAAGACGUCGAAUGGAUUCGAAUGGGCACCACGGUUGCAACAAAUGCCCUACUCGAGAGGAAAGGCGAGCAGACAGCCCUACUGAUAACUGAAGGCUUCAAGGAUGUUCUUCAAAUCGGUACGCAAAGCCGGCCACAUAUGUUUGACUUGACCAUCCGACGGCCGCUACCCUUAUAUUCAAACGCCUUCGAAGUCAGAGAGCGAGUGACUGUGCAGGCUUGCAGCGACUCGGAUCUCCGAAGAAUACAUCUGCCAUCCCCUGAGCCCGUGGAACAGGUCAUGGGAGAGUCCGGGGAGAUGAUCCACCUGCUCCAGCCCCUAGAUCUGGCUAGCACGAGACUUGAUCUCCAGAGAAUCUACGACGGAGGGUUCCGCUCCCUGGCAGUGUGUCUGAUGCAUUCGUACAGCUUUCCGAGGCACGAGCUUCAGAUCCGAGAUCUAGCGCUCGAGAUUGGGUUCGACAAUGUAUCGCUCUCACAUGAGACAUCUGCAAGGCCGAAGCUCAUCCCCCGCGGUAAUUCCACGGUUGUUGACGCAUACCUGACUCCGAGCAUCAAACGAUACCUUCAACAAUUCUCACAAAGCUUUCCCAACAUUGAAGAAUGUCGCACACGACUGGAGUUUAUGCAGUCCGAUGGAGGUCUAGUCCCUUCCUCAAGUCUCUCGGGGCUUCAUUCCAUUCUGUCGGGGCCAGCAGGAGGCGUGAUUGGCUAUGCGCGGACCUGCUUCGAUCCCGAAACUCGGAAUCCGGUGAUUGGUUUCGAUAUGGGAGGAACCAGCACUGACGUGAGUCGAUAUGACGGCCAGCUGGACCAUAUCUUCGAGACCACGACGGCGGGGAUCACCAUUCAUGCUCCACAACUCAAUGUCAAUACAAUUGCCGCGGGCGGCGGCAGUAUCUUGAGCUGGAAGGAUGGACUCAUGUCGGUAGGACCGGAGAGCGCCUCUUCCAAUCCUGGUCCUGCUUGCUACCGCAAAGGUGGUCCCUUGACCGUGACGGAUGCCAACCUCGCGCUCGGUCGGUUGAUUCCUGAAGAAUUUCCAUCGGUCUUCGGUCCGAACGAAAACGAGCCAUUAGACAGAGACAUCGUUCUCCAUAAAUUUAAGGACCUGACCCAGGUCAUAAACGAGGAGACCGGCAUGUCACUUACAUGGGCCGAAGUCGCAGAUGGCUUCCUCCAAGUCGCCAAUUCGGCAAUGUGUGGGCCGAUUAGGAGCUUGACCCUGGACAAGGGCCACGAUGUUGCCAAACACCAUCUCGCCUCCUUCGGCGGCGCGGGUGGCCAACACGCUUGUGCCAUUGCUAGCGAUCUCGGUAUCCGACGUGUGCUCAUCCACAAAUAUUCCUCCAUCUUGUCUGCCUAUGGAAUUGGUCUAGCAGAUGUAGUGCAUGAAGAAGAGCGAGUCUGCACGAUGGCGUUUGAUGAGUCCACUAUUGAGGCUCUCAAUAAUUCCCUGGACAACCUCGUCGAGACUGCCCGACGUAGCAAGACGAUGGAGCCAUUCAACAAUGUCCAAGCUUGCCGGUUCUUGAACAUGAGAUACGAUGGCAGUGAAACCUCCAUCAUGAUACCCUGGGAUAGCCCCACUAGUGACGCGAAAGAAGCAUUUGUAAAUGCACAUCAUCAGCAAUUUGGAUUUACUCCUGUGAACCGUGUCGUGUAUGUGGACACCAUCCGUGUCCGCGCAAUUGGGUGCAGUGUUUUCCAGGAAAGCUCCUCGCGUCUCCAAGCCAAGUCUCUCUCACAUUCUACAUCUGCUACAAUGGAGGCUACCCCGAGCUCGAGAGCUUCCACGUAUUUUAGCUCGCUGGGCUGGGUGGACACUCCUGUCUUUAAGCUUGAUACUCUUGUUGUGGAAAGUCAAAUCCAAGGACCCGCGAUGAUAAUCGACCAAACGCAGACUAUCGUUGUCAGUCCAGAUGCAAAGGCGACCGUCGCUCAAGACAGCUUGAUUCUUGAUAUCGAGUCACCAAACUCCAAGUCGACUAGUUCGGAAACCAUCGACCCAAUUCAGCUUUCUAUCUUCCGCCAUCGGUUCAUGGGAGUGGCUGAACAAAUGGGCCGCGUGCUGCAGAACGUCAGCACCAGCGCGAACAUUAAGGAGCGACUAGAUUUCACCUGUGCAAUCUUCACACCGGAAGGGGAUUUGGUCGCCAACGCCCCUCAUGUACCAGCCAUGAUUGGAAGUAUGGCCUUUGCCGUACGGUCGCAGAUUGCUGAGUGGCAGGGAAAGUUGCAAGAUGGGGAUGUGCUACUUUCCAAUACUCCAGCCUACGGGGGUGUUCAUCUCCCCGACCUAACGGUAAUUAGUCCAGUCUUCGACGCUGCUGGGAAGAAAAUUAUAUUCUGGGCCGCUUCGCGCGGCCACCAUGCUGACGUGGGUGGGAUGCUCCCCGGCUCGAUGCCACCAAUGUCAAAGCUACUCGCAGAAGAAGGUGCUAUCUUCAACUCACACCUCCUGGUUCGUGCGGGUCACUUCGAUGAAGAUGAGCUCUAUCGCGUUCUAUGCGUGGAGCCGGCACGUUACCCAGGCAGUAGCGGGUCCCGACGGUUCCAGGACAAUGUCACUGAUCUCAAGGCCCAAGUCGCCGCAAACCACUGCGGCGCUCGUCUCAUGCAACGGCUCAUUGAAGAGUACUCUUUCCCGGUCGUUCAGGUCUACAUGGGUGCAAUUCAAGAUGCAGCCGAGAUGGCCGUGCGCACUCUGCUGAAGCGUCUCGCGCAUGAGCGCGGUGCAGACGACAUUUCUGCCGUGGACUAUAUGGACGACGGCACCCCGAUCAAACUGAAAGUGACAAUCAACCCUACCGAUGGGUCCGCCAUUUUCGACUUCACCGGCACUGGUCCAGAAGUAUACGGAAACUGGAAUGCUCCGAUCGCAAUCUGCAAUUCUGCGGUCAUUUUUGCCCUGCGCUGCAUGGUCAACUCGGAUAUCCCGCUCAACCAUGGCUGUGUCAAGCCCGUCAAGAUUGUCAUCCCGGAGGGCUCGCUCCUGUGUCCCAACCCGGAAGCGGCCGUCUGCGCCGGCAAUGUGCUGACGUCGCAGCGCAUCGUGGACGUCAUCUUCAAGAGCUUCCGUGUGUGUGCCGCGAGCCAAGGAUGCAUGAACAACCUGACCUUCGGCAACGACGGCGAGGAUGGGUUCGGAUACUACGAGACCAUCGCCGGGGGCGGCGGUGCCGGCCCCAGCUGGGCGGGAACCGGAGGCGUCCACACCAACAUGACCAACACGCGGAUCACCGACCCGGAGUCGCUCGAACGGCGAUAUCCGGUGCUUCUGCGACAGUUCAGUCUUCGUCACGGCAGCGGUGGGGCGGGCAGGUAUCCCGGUGGCGAUGGAGUGAUCCGGGAGCUUGAGUCAAGGCUCCCCAUGUCGGUGUCGAUUCUCUCGGAACGACGGAGCUUCGCACCCUACGGAAUGGCCGGCGGAGAAGAUGGCCAGCGGGGGAAGAAUACCUGGAUCACGAAGGCUGGUCGCCGGGUCAAUGUCGGGGGGAAGAGCUCGGUCCAGGUUCAACCGGGCGAUCGGUUCAUGAUCGAGACCCCUGGUGGUGGUGGCUAUGGAUCCCGUGAAGAGGUGGUCAGCAAAGAAAAGGACGACUCGAUGGUUAUGCCCGCAUUUAUACCCGUGGCUAAUGGCAGUGUGGCUGCAAAUCGGACUCUGGCGGAACAGGUUUAA